AUGGAGCCUGGGGCCCAUUCCGCUGGUGCUGAGCAGGAUGGGGAGGACGAGCCUGAGCCGCAGGCUCCGACCCAAGCCAUCGAGGGCCACGGCCAGGUGCUGCUGAUGGGCAAUUUCUGGCCGCAGGAAGAGCGCUUCCUGACCCUGCAGGACAUCCUGGAGCAGAGCCCGACCAACCGGCCCACCCAGGAGCCCUCGUCCACCAGAGCCACGUUCGGCCACAGCAGCUCCAGCGACUGCUCCUGGCGGCGGCGUCUCAAGCGCCCCAGCGACGGCUCCUCGGACGACACCGAAGGCCGGGCCGCCAAGUGCAAGCGCUCGGCCCAGAAGCAGCCCCAGGCUUCGGCCGGGACGCCCAGGAGCCGGGCGGCGGCGGAGGAUGCAGCGUCCGGGCGCCAGGACCCCCGGCUGCCGCUGCCGCUGCCGCCGCCGCCGCGGGAGCCGGGCGCGCGGCUGCUGCUGGUGUUCUGCCGCGCGUCCGCGCUGCGCUCGCAGCUGCCGCGGCUGCAGCUGCUCCUGCGGCGGGUGCACGCUCGGCACCGCAGCCCGCCCGCCGCGCUGGUGGGCAUCGUGAUGCUGCCGCGGCGCGAGGAGGAGGCCGAGGCCCGCCGCCGCAUGGAGAGCCUGCUUGGCAGCGCCUUCGGGCCGCACAGCCCGGCCGUGGAGGUGCACACCGCCGUGUUCAGCCCCAGCCGCCCCGAGGGCACCCUGGACAUCCAGCGCGCCGCCGCCGCCGCCGCCGGAGCACGCGGAGGAGCACACGAGGCCCCCGCGCGGGGCUGCGUCACCGUCGUGGAUCAAGAGACUCAGACAGAGGGGCCUCCGACUCAGGCGAGCCCCUUCUGUUCCUGUACCACUUGCCCCGGCAGCUCUGCUUGCUGGCGUCGUCUGGGCCUGUGCCACAGCCGCAUCUUCGAUGUCCUUCUGCCUCAGGCCUGGCUGACCGUGCCAGGCAGAGGAUUCCCAAGCCUCCUCACUUUCUACAGAGGACCGGCAAGGAAGCACACCAGUCAUCGUAAUUCCCGUGCUCCAGGUUCUCGGGACUGCAGCUGUGGCUCUGGGGGCUCUAGCAACUGCCUACUGCGUCAUUGA
Pipistrellus nathusii (Nathusius's pipistrelle) is the source of this 1092-nucleotide messenger RNA. The record is from the annotation of a GenBank genome assembly. NCBI's taxonomy places the organism in Eukaryota, Metazoa, Chordata, Mammalia, Chiroptera, Vespertilionidae.